AAUAACAACAUGGCGGCGCUCUGUAGAUGCAGACACCGGUGGAAGAGGAAUAACUGUUUACACGUUUUAACUAGAAACCUGACAGGGAAGUAUGACUACGACCUGGUGGUGAUUGGAGGCGGUUCAGGAGGGCUUGCCUGUUCCAAAGAAGCGGCACAGUUGGGACAGAAGGUUGCUGUUUUAGAUUAUGUGGAGCCAACUGCUAAAGGUACCAAGUGGGGUCUCGGUGGUACGUGUGUUAAUGUCGGCUGCAUUCCUAAGAAGCUCAUGCAUCAGGCCGCUCUCCUCGGCACGGCGGUGAAAGAUGCUCAGAAGUACGGCUGGCAGAUCUCAGGGCCAAUCUGCCACGACUGGGCCACCAUGGCAGACGCUGUUCAAAACCACGUGAGGUCUCUGAACUGGGGUCACAGAGUUCAGCUCCAGGACAAGAAGGUGAAGUAUCUGAACCUCAGAGGGAGUCUGCUGGAUGAACACACCGUUAGAGGACUGACUAAAGCUGGGAAAGAGACCCUCCUGACGGCCAAGAACAUUGUGAUCGCCACAGGAGGACGGCCCAAAUACCCCACAAAUAUCCCAGGAGCGAUGGAGCACGGCAUGACCAGUGACGACAUCUUCUGGAUGAAAACAUCCCCUGGGAAAACGCUUGUGGUUGGAGCUAGCUAUGUGGCUCUGGAGUGUGCCGGCUUCCUCACAGGCAUUGGAUUGGACGCCACAGUGAUGGUCCGCAGCAUCGCCCUCCGGGGGUUUGAUCAGCAAAUGGCAGGUCUAGUGACGGACUACAUGGAAGCAUAUGGGACCAAGUUUGUGAAGGAGUGUGUCCCUAAGAGAGUGGACAAGCUGUCCUCAGGAGCUCUGCAGGUGACCUGGACCGACACACACACAGGCAGCGAACACAAGGACACCUACGACUCUGUGCUGUGGGCAGUUGGCAGAGCCCCUGAAACCAAAGCUCUGGGUCUGGACAAGCUGGGCGUCCAACUCAAAAAGGAGUCGGGGAAAAUCAUCGUGGGUGCUGAUGAAUCCACCUCGGUGCCAAACAUCUUCGCUUUCGGUGACAUCGGGGAGGGUCGUCCUGAAUUGACCCCGACGGCCGUUAAAGCGGGAAAGCUUCUCGCCCGCAGACUGGCCGGUCACGGCACGGAACUCAUGAACUACGACAAUGUGGCCACCACAGUGUUCACCCCCCUGGAGUACGGCUGUGUGGGUCUCUCUGAGGAAGAGGCUGAGGAGAGGCAUGGGAAAGACGGCAUCGAGGUCUACCAUGCUUUCUACAAGCCUCUGGAGUUCUCUGUUGCAGAGCGCGAUGCCAGCCAGUGUUACUUAAAGGUGGUGUGUGAGCGGGGGGGAGACCAGAAGAUCCUGGGUCUGCACUUCACCGGUCCGAACGCAGGAGAGGUCACACAGGGCUUCGCUUUGGGCCUCCAGUGUUGGAGGCGUACAUAUUGCCACGGCUGCAGGACGGUCGGCAUCCACCCGACCUGCGCCGAGGAGCUGACCAAGGUCAACAUCACCAAGCGCUCCGGUCUGGACGCCACGGUUAUCGGGCCUGCUGAGGUUAAGCUCCUCGGCUUCUGAACAGUAAGAGCUCACAGGGUCCUCUGUUAGCCUCCUCUCUCCUCCUCUUCCUCUUCCUCUUCCUCUUCCUCCUUUUGAAAUGGUUCACAUUCCCCUCUCUGAAACAGCGUCUCCUCGUAGGCCAGAUCAUAACACAGGUUAGUGUCACCAACACAUCAUGUGAACACCAUGAUUAUCCCAUGGUACAAGUGUUACUGAGGGUUACAGAUCAGGUUAGUGAGAGCCGUGUCUUUAAAAUAAACAGUCUCAUCAAUCAGGAUUAAAGCUGAACUCGUACGAGAACCGAACUCUUAACGUUUUCUUCUGAAUAUAUAUUCUGCAAAUAUUGUUGUUUCUCCGGCUGUACUUCCUGUCCAUUAGUCUUGGAGGUGACACAUACCAUACACCCCCGCAACCCCACCCCCCGUGACACUGAUGGAUGGCCCCAGGGCCGCAGCGACCCCGCCCCAUUUCCCAUGGACACACACAAACAGUCGCUGGGCCGCCUGUCACUCAGACGCCCCAGACCUGGUCAGGGAGCCACGGCUUGAGACUCCUCCCUUUUCCUCUAGUGCCCUUAACCAUCCCUAUACACAAAAUAAUAGAGUGGGACUCCACACAUGAGCUGUCAAAAGCUGCGUGAACUCUACCUGUUGAUAACAGAGCUCUGUACUACCCAGACUCACCCAAAGGUGGCACUGUUGCCCUCCAAUUCCCCCCUUGUUUUCUCAACCAGGAAUAGAAGACAGUAGAAAGUAGAAACUGGAUAAACCUUACGCCUGAAUACAUUCAGGUUGCACAUUUAAUCCCUUUAAUCCCUUGGAGAAAAAAAAAAGAUAUGUUGAAGAAAAGCACUGUGGCUUUAUUGGUGCCAAACUGAUAAGGGCUAUCUGUUGUGUAUUUACAUGGAUGGCAGGUUGGGCCUAAAGAGUCAUCACCCUUGUAGAUAAGGUGAGUUGUUUAUAUCAAUAAAGCAGUAAUAGGCCCCCACAGUUUGCACAAAUGUUGAACCUGAUGGAUAUGCAUGACAUCUUGGGUUUAUUAAGUAGAAUGAGGAGGAGGAGGGGGAGGGCUGUCAAUAACGUGGGUUGCUGCAGAAAUCGAGGAGGCCGCCGAGGGGCGUCGUUUAUUUUUAUUUGAAGUCUAAUCUGCCCGGUCUGAUUAAUGAUUUCGAUGAGGGGAGUGACAGUGUGCCAGGAGAUGGAGAGAGGAGGAACAGGAGAGAGGGAGAGGUACCAUGGUUUAUUUGGGCCAGAGGAGAGAGAGCUGAGGAGGGAGGAGAGGUUUUGGGGGGGGAUUCCUGUGUGCUCUGUUCAGGGCCGAGGUGCUGACUGAAGGACCCUGACCUCCGCUCAGCAGGAACAGCUUGACUCUAUCACUCGGAGUGGAGGUGGAGGUGGAGGGGGGGGGGGGGAUGGUGGCUAUGGGAAGGACGGAGCCAACCAACACAAGACGGAGCGGUAGCAGCGUGUUUGCCCAGGGUAAUUGAGUCUGUGUUCCCGUGCUUAACGAGCCACUUCAGAGACCCUGGGGUGGGCACAGGCAACACGAGGGAAGUGAUCGAGGCCAUCGGAGUAACUGUAAUGUCUGUUUGCUUUUUACCCUCCACUUCCCCUCUGUGUUUUCUCACAGCUCGACGCACAGUAUAGGGGAAAAACUGAAACCGUUGACUUGAAUUAAAUGUAUUAUGUCAACAGACUUCACAUUACUGUAGUAGGUUAGUUGGAAGCAAUGAUAUUACGUUUUAAAUUAAUAAUAUUAGUCAACUUAAUAUUAUUGCUUUCAACUAACCUAAUACAUUUGGAAGACAUAAUUCAUUUAAUUAAAGUCAACAUUUCAGUUUUUCCCUGCUCACACGCACAAAAUGAACCAGUUUUAUUUAUGAUAUUGUCUUCUUUGAAUGAUAUUUGUCAUUGUAGUCACUCCAGGUCCGAGAUAUGAGCAGUUAGCCUCCGCUGUGCACCAUGGGGCGGGGGGUCAGGGUUCAACUUUCAGGGCGGCCAGCUAAUGAUGGCCUGCACUAAAACCCAAACCUGGGGAGUGCAGGCCUGAUGUCACAUGACCGCCAACUUAACUAGGUGUACAUAGAGAUGUGUAAUUUUCCAUUAAAGCUUUUGGUAUGCAUGUAUAUGUAAAAUAAUGUGACUUUGGAAUGCAGAGUGUCUAUUAAAGUAAUGAUGUCCACUGA
Messenger RNA from Trematomus bernacchii (emerald rockcod), 3742 nucleotides. RefSeq names its product thioredoxin reductase 2, tandem duplicate 2 (gene txnrd2.2). Gene Ontology annotation, cellular component: mitochondrion; cytosol. Lineage: Eukaryota; Metazoa; Chordata; Actinopteri; Perciformes; Nototheniidae. Gene Ontology annotation, biological process: glutathione metabolic process; cell redox homeostasis; cellular response to oxidative stress. Gene Ontology annotation, molecular function: flavin adenine dinucleotide binding; thioredoxin-disulfide reductase (NADPH) activity; glutathione-disulfide reductase (NADPH) activity. The record is from RefSeq and is a predicted model, not a curated record.